Messenger RNA from Miscanthus lutarioriparius, 2718 nucleotides. Lineage: Eukaryota; Viridiplantae; Streptophyta; Magnoliopsida; Poales; Poaceae. The record is from the annotation of a GenBank genome assembly.
AUGGCGAGCAGUGGCGGGGUGAGGAACGGGGUGGGGCCAAGGAUGAGCGCGAAGCCGGACCGGCAGGGCUUCAGCGCCACGCCCAAGACGGCUGCGGGGAAGCAACGCCUCUCCUCCUCGGCGGCGGCGGCGGGCGGCGCGUACCGGCGCACCAGCUCGGGCCCGCUCCCCAGCCGCGCGGCGUCGGAUGGAGUUUCUAGUAGAGUAAGGGUUGCUGUAAGGCUUAGGCCUAGGAAUGCAGAAGAGUUGGCGGCAGAUGCAGAUUUCGGUGAUUGUGUUGAACUUCAGCCAGAGCUCAAAAGGUUAAAGCUUCGUAAAAAUAAUUGGGAGUCAGAAACAUACGAAUUCGAUGAAGUUCUCACAGAGUUUUCUUCACAAAAGCGAGUGUAUGAAGUUGUUGCGAAACCAGUUGUGGAGAGUGUUAUGGAGGGAUAUAAUGGUACAGUUAUGGCAUAUGGCCAGACUGGUACUGGGAAAACUUUUACACUGGGAAGACUUGGUGAAGAAGACACUGCUGCUAGGGGAAUCAUGGUUCGUGCAAUGGAGGACAUUCUAGCAGACAUAACACAUGGGACUGAUUCUGUCUCAGUAUCAUAUAUUCAGUUGUACAUGGAGAUGAUACAAGAUCUCCUUGAUCCUGUAAAUGAUAAUAUAGCCAUUGUAGAAGACCCAAGGACUGGGGAUGUUUCAUUGCCUGGAGCCACAGUAGUUGAAGUUAGAGAUCAAAAAAGCUUUGUGGACCUUCUAAGGGUGGGUGAGGCUCAUCGUGUUGCUGCAAAUACAAAGUUAAACACCGAAUCAUCUCGAAGUCAUGCGAUCCUCAUGGUGAAUGUCAGGAGGUCUGUAAAAGGUAGAACUGAAAUGGAUGUCAGCAUUUCUGGUGAAAAUGGACAUUCAUCGUCCAUGAUGGGGUCUUUGAGACCGCCUAUUGUUAGGAAAAGUAAGCUUGUAGUUGUCGACUUGGCUGGAUCAGAGCGCAUAGACAAGUCAGGAAGUGAGGGUCAUACGUUAGAAGAGGCAAAGUCUAUCAACUUGUCCUUAAGUGCUCUGGGAAAAUGCAUCAAUGCACUUGCUGAAAGCAGUCCUCAUGUACCUGUUCGUGAUUCUAAGCUUACAAGAUUGCUUAAAGAUUCAUUUGGAGGUACUGCAAGAACAUCAUUGGUUGUGACAAUUGGUCCAUCACCAAGACAUCGGGGGGAAACUACCAGUACAAUAAUGUUUGGCCAAAGGGCAAUGAAAGUUGAGAACAUGGUGAAAUUGAAGGAAGAGUUCGAUUACAAGAGCUUAUGUAGGAGACUUGAUAUUGAAUUGGAUAAAUUGAUUGCAGAAAAUGAAAGGCAGAGGAAAUAUUUUGAUGAUGAAGUUGAGAGAAUAAGAGCUGAAGCUCAAUGCCGCAUUGCUGAGGCUGAAAGGGAAUGCAAAAUCACAUUAGAGAACGAGAAAAUGAAGUAUCACCAAGAAUACUUAGACUCAAUAAGAAUAAUGGAGGAGAAGUGGAAAGUACAUCAACAAUCACCCAAGAAACAAAAUAAAGAGGCUGAGUCUACAUCCAAUAAUACCGGAGAAGUGCAUAACUUACUGCAGAAUGAGAAAAUGCUACGUCAAUCGGCUGAAGAUGAGGCCAGUGACCUCAAGAAUCAAGUAUCACACUGGAAAAAGCUGGAGGCUACAGCUACAGCUGAGGUAGUAAAACUCCGGAAAAUGCUAGAUGCUGAAGCUAGUCAGAAAGAGAAACUUGAAGAAGAAAUAGAUGUUUUGAGAAGUCAGUUAUUGCAGAUGAGUAUGGAAGCUGAUGAGACAAGGAGGAGUCUUGAUAAAGGAGAUGGGCCAGGAAAAAUAUUUCCUGGUUUAGAUUCAUUGGUGUCUCAGACUCGAGGUUCGCAACCCAGAGAGCAGAGCAAUGGACCAAAGCAACCAAUUGCCAAACUCUUUGAACAAGUUGGGUUAAAAAAGAUAUUGUCAUUGCUUGAAUCUGAAGAACCUGAUGUCCGUGUUCACGCAGUGAAAGUUGUUGCAAAUCUGGCAGCUGAAGAGGCAAAUCAGGAAAAGAUUGUAGAAGCAGGUGGCCUCACUUCCCUCCUUACGCUACUUAGGAGCUCUGAGGAUGAGACAAUUCGUAGGGUAGCAGCAGGAGCAAUUGCUAAUCUUGCAAUGAAUGAAACAAAUCAAGAUCUUAUCAUGGAUCAAGGAGGUGUAACCUUGUUGUCUAUGACAGCAUCUGAUGCAGAGGAUCCACAAACUCUUAGAAUGGUGGCUGGAGCAAUAGCUAACCUUUGUGGCAAUGACAAACUGCAAACACGGUUGCGGGGGGAAGGUGGAAUUAAAGCAUUGCUUGGGAUGGUUAGGUGUGGGCACCCUGAUGUUCUUGCUCAAGUUGCACGUGGCAUUGCAAAUUUUGCAAAAUGUGAAUCUAGAGCAGCUACUCAAGGAAAUAAGGUGGGAAAAUCACUAUUAAUCGAUGAUGGAUCACUUCCUUGGAUUGUAAAAAAUGCUAAUAAUGAAGCUGCCCCAAUUAGGCGGCACAUUGAGCUUGCACUGUGUCAUUUGGCACAACAUGAAGUAAAUUCAAAAGACAUUAUCAACGAAGGUGCCCUAUGGGAACUUGUUCGGAUUUCAAGGGACUGUUCUCGAGAAGAUAUAAGGAGAUUGGCAUAUCGGACAGUGACAUCCAGCCCCACUCUUCAAGCAGAGAUAAGGAGAUUGGGAAUAAAAAUGUGA